Messenger RNA from Protomyces lactucae-debilis, 1389 nucleotides. RefSeq lists its product as uncharacterized. Lineage: Eukaryota; Fungi; Ascomycota; Taphrinomycetes; Taphrinales; Protomycetaceae. The transcript has 2 exons. The coding region runs from base 1 to 1389 and encodes 462 amino acids. The record is from RefSeq and is a predicted model, not a curated record.
AUGGAUCGCUGCCACGACGAUCCUAAGACUUGCGAAACAAGCGCCAUUGAUUGUCUGCAGGACGGCAACGAAGGCAUCCUCGUCCCUGAGACUAUCCCUCUUUCGCAACCCACAGGACAAGGCGGUCCUUUUGCCAAACGCUUGGAAAGGCCUGGUGGUCACGAUUCACCUGGCUCCAUUGAGCCCAUGACACCGACCGGAUCGCCGGUCCAAAGCCGCAGCAGUUCCCCUGCUCGAGAGCGAAAACAGGGGUCGCCGACUACAACAAAGACAUUUGCCGUGUGUACACAACGUCGUCGAUCCUCAGCGACAAGGAUGCGCAGCGAGUUGUUAGAAACAGAGAGCAUUGUCGAUAUGGAUGAACAGGAUACCACGUUUUAUCCUGCUCCCAUUCCUGCGAGUAUGCGCACACCGCCUGCGCUUGUAGGUUCGCCUGUUCAGGUGCGCAGCAUGAGUAUGCCCACAGAGUGCUCACCACUGGCCAACUUGUGCAUGCCUUCAGAAGAUGAAGCAGAGUCAACAGAAAAUUGCCAAGACGGCCAACUUGAGCCUGAAGAGAUGGAGGCUAGCGAGACCAAGUCAGAUGCCUAUCGAGACUUCGCUUUGCCUAGCCAAUACAGCCCAGCUACUCUCCUGCUCAGCACUUUUCUCGAACAGACUGCAAACGAACCAGUUCCAACGGAUGAUGAGAUUCAUCGAGAUGCAGUAGCCAUGGGCGCUCUACUCGAUAUCGUCAAGCUUCGUCACCAACGACAAAAGGAACGUGCCUUGCCAGGCUAUACACUCGACGCGCGUUCAUCGCAGCGCAUGGAUUCAAUCACACGACUGAGCAUGGGGAUGCCAAAGUGGGAUGCGCCUGAGGCGAAGAAACGACCAACACUGCUGACAUUGGACAUGGAAAGGCGAGCACUGCAACGAUCUCAAGGUAUCUUGGAGAUGCAACAAGCACGAUCUGGCCAUCUCGCUGGUAGGUCGACACACUCGUUGCCUAUGCGUAGCAAGCGAGAGAGUGCGGGUGUCAAAUCUGUGAAUGAAGCAUUGCGAUUCAGCUUGCAAUUGAAUUUGGGAGACGAAGACGAUGAUGACGAUGUGCCGCUUGCUGAGCUAUGCGCUCGAGACCAGCAGCGAAUGUCUCCCGUUCAUGGAGGCUCUAUGCUUUUAGAAAGCGCUGAGCAGCAGGUUAAUGUAUUGUCAAGCUUGUUUGCAGGGGAGCAGUCGUUGGCAGCACGAAUGGAAGCAUUAAAGGUCAAGCAGCAGCAGAAUUUGAGGUCUCCGGUGGGUGAAAAGGAGCUUGGAAAGCCUCGAGAGUUGACGCUUGCUGAACGCCGUGCAAAGCUGUUGAAGGGGAAGGAUGUUGCAGGACGAAGAGAAGGCCCCUAUCGACUUUAG